Camelina sativa (false flax) is the source of this 483-nucleotide messenger RNA. RefSeq names its product protein CYSTEINE-RICH TRANSMEMBRANE MODULE 6. NCBI's taxonomy places the organism in Eukaryota, Viridiplantae, Streptophyta, Magnoliopsida, Brassicales, Brassicaceae. The record is from RefSeq and is a predicted model, not a curated record. Gene Ontology annotation, cellular component: plasma membrane.
UUUACAAAUAUCAUUCGAUUCGUAUCAUUUUCAUACAUAUAGCUCUUUACAUACGACUGUCCUCUACCGCCGCCUUUUCAAAGAGAUUCUAUACAAUUUGUUCGAAGAUGAGCCAAUACAGCCAAAACCAAUCAGCAGGAGCUUAUCCUACGCCGCCAGUGUCUACUGGUCCCUACGUGGCACCGCCACCUCUCGGUUACCCUACAAACAAUACGAGUUAUGUAACAGCGGCUCCGGUCGAGACAAAGUCCAAGGGUGAUGGAUUCUUGAAAGGCUGUCUUGCGGCCAUGUGUUGCUGUUGUGUCCUCGACGCCUGCUUCUGAGCUCGGAGGAAUUCGACGGUUUCUUUGAUAUUCGUGCAAAUUAAUUUAUCAUUGUAUUUUAUCACAUUUGGACUUCAUAUUUGUUGAUUCAAUUCUAUAUUACUCUUUGGUUUGUAAUUGCGGAAUUUCUUAUCUUAAUAUAUCAGUUUUUUUUUCUUUA